GAUUUGCGAUCACAAAAUGCGGAUAAGGUAUUUGGAUGCUCGACAUGCUGGCUCAGCACAUGACUCCUUGAUUUGGAAUAUGAGCCACGCCAAACAAAUUUUGCGCGAACGUUAUGAUGGUGGUGACCGUAAUAGUUGGAUUUUAGGUGAUGCAGGCUAUCCGCUAGAGCCAUACCUGAUGACGCCAUAUCGUUCUUCUCAAGAAGGGAGUGCUGAGGCUGUUUUUAACAAUAAACAUGCCAAAGCAAGAAAUAUUAUUGAAAGAACCAUUGGUGUUUUAAAAAAUCGCUUUCGCUGUUUACUCGGCGCUCGUCAACUUCAUUAUAAGCGUGAAAAGGCAACUAAAAUUGCAAAUGUUUGCUCAGCAUUACACAACAUUUGUAUUGCAUAUGGUGUAAAUGAUCUAAGCGAAGAUGUACCUGUACAACUCAGCAAUGAAAAUGUUGAGAAUGAAGACGAAAAUAUCCAAAGUAUUGAAGCUUCACAAAUACGAGACCAAAUAAAAUCUACUUUUGUUUAA
Messenger RNA from Musca domestica (house fly), 520 nucleotides. Its product is annotated as putative nuclease HARBI1. The coding region runs from base 17 to 520 and encodes 167 amino acids. Lineage: Eukaryota; Metazoa; Arthropoda; Insecta; Diptera; Muscidae. The record is from RefSeq and is a predicted model, not a curated record. The transcript has 2 exons.